Ceratosolen solmsi marchali is the source of this 1610-nucleotide messenger RNA. RefSeq names its product homeotic protein empty spiracles. Gene Ontology annotation, biological process: brain development; neuron differentiation; central nervous system development. The coding region runs from base 101 to 1543 and encodes 480 amino acids. NCBI's taxonomy places the organism in Eukaryota, Metazoa, Arthropoda, Insecta, Hymenoptera, Agaonidae. Gene Ontology annotation, molecular function: RNA polymerase II cis-regulatory region sequence-specific DNA binding; DNA-binding transcription factor activity, RNA polymerase II-specific. The record is from RefSeq and is a predicted model, not a curated record. Gene Ontology annotation, cellular component: nucleus. The transcript is spliced from 3 exons.
CUUUAUUUUUCAUCUUUUUUUUAAACCUAUUUCGUAUAAAAUCGCCGAGCUGAUCUUGAAAGUUGGAGGUGCUUUUCCAGGCGUCGUGUCGCCGCAUACGAUGAUGCCGCUUGCGCCGACGCCAAUAGUCCCAGUUCCCUCCAAGCCGAAGAUCGGCUUCAGUAUCGACUCAAUUGUAGGAGGCGGUCGCAACCGAAAUGACGAAGACAACGUCUCAACGAGACUAUCGGACCAUCGUCUUGACAUUGAACGGGAUGACAUCUCACCCAUGGACAUUGUCGAAGGUAGCUCUUCUUCGCCAACCUCGAGAACCCAUAUCCGUCUCGUCAGUGGUGAAGCUCGCUCGCCAGGUGCUCAUUCAGAGGAGUCUGAUAGGCCACUUUCGAGAAGCUCUUCCGUAGAGUCCUAUUCAAACUCUAGAACGCCUUCGAGCUCACAUCAUCAUCAUCAAUCGCUACUGGCAAGUCAGCAUCAACAACAACAAUCGAACCAGAGUCACCAUCAUCAUCAUUCGCACCAUCGAUUAACUCAACAACAUCAGCUCCAUCGCACUCACCAACACUUAGAUUAUAGCACUAGAUCUUUAACAAAUCGAAGUAACAGUGGCGACUCUACGCCAAAUGAUUCACCAAGUCCGCCAGUACAUAGAAUGAGUAGCCGAAACAGCGAAUCACCAGCGCCAUCCGCUGUGAGCCAUCCUCAACAACCGCCGGGGGUCGUACGACCCAGCCCUAACUACUUGGGUCCACCGCCCGGAACAACUUCAGCUGCGGCGGCUGUUGUUGCUGCUGAGCAGCUCAAGAGCCUAUAUGGGCUGCCGGCUGCAAGUCAUACGGGAAGCGGGCCACAAGCCCAAAACGAGUACCACUCACAACAUCUGGCUCUCGCAGCCAAUAUUGCAGCGGCUCAACACUUUCAAGCAGCAAAUCUUGCGGUGGCGCUACAAGCCCAUCACGGUCCACCACAUGGGCACUAUCCACAUGCCAGUGGGCCUGCAGGACCCCAUCCGCCUCCUCAUCCCCACCAACCGCCAAGAGAUAGCUAUCCCCUGUAUCCGUGGUUAUUGUCUAGGCAUGGCCGUAUCUUCCCACAAAGAUUUCCAGGAGGUCCAGACAUACCUGGCUUCCUUUUGCAGCCCUUUCGUAAGCCAAAAAGAAUAAGAACGGCAUUUAGCCCAUCUCAGCUGUUAAAGCUCGAACACGCCUUUGAGAAAAAUCACUACGUCAUUGGAGCGGAAAGGAAGCAACUAGCUCAGGCCCUUUCACUGUCUGAAACUCAGGUGAAAGUUUGGUUCCAGAACCGACGGACUAAGCACAAGCGGAUGCAGCAAGAAGAAGAGGUAAAGGCUCAGCAGCAGUCCAGUAGCGGCGGUAUUACUACAGGGAAUGGUAAUAAUAACUCUAACAAUAAUGGAAGCGGCAAUAACAAAAAUACGCAUCAUGUGAACAAAUGGCAGCAGGAGACAGGCGAUUAUCACCACGAAGAACAGGACGAGAGAAUUGACCCAGAGGCUGACGAAUGUUCGAGUGGUUCUGAAGUGUAGCUAGAUGUUCUGUGUCUGGAUUAAAACCAUAAAGCAAUAGACAAAGUGAAAAGGAUUUUAAUGUCUA